AUGGCAUCCCCAGUUCCCGACGGCCAUGUUGGCAACCUGACGACCGAGCAAGAGGCCAAGCUGCGCGAGCUCUGGCAGACCGUCUUCAAGCUCUAUGACGUGCUUCAGGAGCACGCCCAGAAAAAAGCUGCCGCGCCCGCGCCGCAGACCGAAUCUCCCAAGAAGUCUCGCUUCGGUCUUUUCGGAGGAUGGAAAGCCUCUGACGCCGCUGCUACUCCCGCGAUCCCCGAGGAGGCCCUCAAGCUCAUCGCCUGCGACGAGGAAGACAAGUUUGGCCUGGUCAAGCAGUUCCAGCAGGUCAUUGCCACGCAGACCCCAGACUCGCUUCGCGCCAUGGUCCUCGGGUCCGUCAAGCAUGAGCACCCCGAUGCCCUGGCCCUGCGAUUCCUGCGCGCCCGCAAAUGGGAUGUGAACCGCGCUUUGGUCAUGAUGUUCUCCGCCAUGAACUGGAGACACAACGAGGCCAAGGUUGACGACGACAUCCUGGCCAAUGGCGAGGAGGUGCUUGUCAAUGAUGAGGAACACGGCCAGGUCAAGAGCAAGGCCCUGGCUCGCGAUUUCAUGAAGCAGAUUCGCACCGGCAAGAGCUUCAUCCACGGCACGGACCGAGAGAACCGCCCCAUCAGCUACGUCAGAGUCCGUCUGCACAGAGCGUCUGAUCAGUCGGUCGAAAGUCUCGAGAGAUAUACCACGUACCUCAUUGAGACUGCUCGUCUUGCCUUGACGCCACCGGUUGAGACGGCCACUCUCAUUUUCGACCUCAGCAGCUUCACUCUGGCCAACAUGGAUUACGUUCCCGUCAAAUUCAUCAUCAAGUGCUUCGAGGCCAACUACCCCGAGUCUCUCGGCGCCAUUCUCAUCCACAACGCCCCAUGGGUGUUCAAAGGCAUUUGGAAGGUCAUCUCGGCCUGGCUUGACCCCGUUGUCGCCGCCAAGGUGCACUUCACCUACGGCCGCAAGGACCUCGAGGAGUUUAUCCACCCGUCACAAAUCAUCAAGGAGCUCGGAGGCGACGAGGAAUGGGACUACUCUUAUGAAGAGCCCGUGCCCGGCGAGAACGACGCCAUGAAGGACACUGCCGCGAGAGACACGCUUCAAAAGGCCAGAGAAGACCUCGCCAACCAGUUUGAGACGACAACGAAGCAGUGGAUCGAGAACCCCGAAGGCGACAAGGCCGCUGAGCUCAAGGCCAAGAGAGAAAGCAUCGCCACACAACUUCGAGAGAACUUCUGGAAGCUGGACAAGUACGUGCGAUGCCGUUCGCUGUACGACAGACAGGGCAACAUCCGCCCGGGACAAAAGACCGUCUGGUACCCCGAGACGGCCGAGAAGACGGCCAUUGAUACCACCGUCCCAAGCGGCACCAUUGAGCAGAUUGAAAACGCCCCCAACGUCGCUGCCACCACCCAAGUUACCGCAUAG
Messenger RNA from Pochonia chlamydosporia 170, 1422 nucleotides. Its product is annotated as CRAL/TRIO domain-containing protein. The coding region runs from base 1 to 1422 and encodes 473 amino acids. Lineage: Eukaryota; Fungi; Ascomycota; Sordariomycetes; Hypocreales; Clavicipitaceae. The transcript has 2 exons. The record is from RefSeq and is a predicted model, not a curated record.